Neofelis nebulosa (Clouded leopard) is the source of this 2155-nucleotide messenger RNA. It is a transcript of the gene NEIL2, whose product is annotated as nei like DNA glycosylase 2. Bases 433 to 1428 code for a protein of 331 amino acids. Gene Ontology annotation, molecular function: DNA-(apurinic or apyrimidinic site) endonuclease activity; damaged DNA binding; DNA N-glycosylase activity. Gene Ontology annotation, cellular component: nucleus. Gene Ontology annotation, biological process: base-excision repair. NCBI's taxonomy places the organism in Eukaryota, Metazoa, Chordata, Mammalia, Carnivora, Felidae. The transcript has 5 exons. The record is from RefSeq and is a predicted model, not a curated record.
AAGUUCCACCACUUGGUCUCCCCCUUUGUGGGGCAGCAGGUGGUCAAGACAGGGGGCAGCAGUAAGAAGCUAAACCCUGCCAGCUUUCAGUCCCUGUGGCUCCUAGACAACCAGGUUAUAAAACCAUUCUUGGUUAGAACUGAAAGAGGUCUUCUAGAGCUUCAUGUAUAUUUUCAAUGUUUGGAGAUGGGGGCUCAGAGAGGUAGAACUCUCAACUCAAGUUGACAUAGCUACCUGGAAGCCAGGUCCCCUGACUUCCAGGUCUGUGCUCCUCCCACGGGAGCCUUUGGACUCUUUGACCAGAUGCUACACUGCAAGGUUUGCAGGGGCAGGAUUAUAUCCUUUCACCUCUGGAUCACUAGCACUUAGCCUGUGCCCGCCACAGAACUAGCUCUCCGAGAAUAUAUAUGGAAUGGCUGAGUGGACUGAAGAAUGUGUGGAAAAGGAAAUCUCGAGACGGAACUGGGAGCCAGUUUCCUAGAAAACCAAGGUAGAAAUUGGGUGUUGUGGAAGCCUGAGAACCCUGCGGGACAUGGCCUUGGGGAACAGCCUGGCAUGUGGGUGGUCCAUGGAAAGAAAUUAUUCCUUAGAUUUGAUCCAGAUGAAGAACUUGGGUCCCUUGGCAACAACUCACUACCGGAGCCUCUGCAGGAAGGAGAGAAGAAGGAAGAGGCUGAGGACCAAAAGCAGGCCUUGAAGCCCAGCAGCCGGGAAAUCAACCGGUCCUCUCAGUCCCUGGAGUGUGUUGUUCCCAGUGGAGACAACGGUUUGGAGUGUUUGCGGGGAGACACUCCCGCAGAAGGUGCUGAGAGGUGGCUGCAGGUCAGCUUUGGUUUAUUUGGCAGCAUUUGGAUGAAUGAGUUCUCCAGAGCGAAGAAAGCAAACAAGAGGGGUGACUGGAGGGACCCCAUUCCAAGGUUGGUCCUGUACUUUGGCGGUGGCGGCUUCCUGGCAUUUUAUAAUUGUCAGAUGGCUUGGAGCCCUUCCCCGGUGGUCAUACCUGCUUCUGACAUCUUGUCCGAAAAGUUCCAUCGAGCACGAGCCUUGGAAGCUCUGAGUCAGGAGCAGCCUGUCUGCUAUACACUGCUGGACCAAAGAUACUUCUCUGGUUUAGGGAACAUCAUUAAGAACGAAGCCUUGUACAGAGCUGGGAUCCAUCCCCUUUCUCUUGGUUCCCUCCUCAGUCCUCCGCAUCUGGAGGCCCUGGUGGAUCACGUGGUGGAGUUCAGUGCCGACUGGCUUCGGGGCAAGUUCCAGGGCAAACAGCAGCACACGCAAGUCUACCAGAAGGAGCAGUGCCCCGUCGGGCACCAGGUUAUGAAAGAGGCAUUUGGGCCUCCAGGCGGCUUCCAGAGGCUCACCUGGUGGUGCCCGCAGUGCCAGCCCAGGCUGCCACCUGAUGAGCAAGAGCAGGGCCGGCUCUCCUAAGGCUCUCUAGCCCCUUCUUCAUAACACUUUGCCCUGCAGGGGCUGAUUCCUGAGUGUCAGGAAAACGGGCACUGUCAGUAUUUGGGACUGGGCACAGGAAGUAGAGGGCAGCGUGGGUCGGGGUGGGGGGCGGGUGUCAGUACCAUUGCUGUCCAUCUCUCUGGUGUUCUAAGGCACUUUCUACAGGGUUAGAUUUUUUUCUUUUCUCUAGUUUUGGUUAAUUCUUCUUAUCUAAUUCUGCCAUUGUGAAAGAUGAGAAAACUCAUGACAACGGUAAAGGGAGAAACCUCCCAGUGGGGGAUUGAAAGUGAUAGCAUAUGGAGAGCAGCUAUGCCUCCACAUUGCUUUGCAGGCCUUUGGUUUUGUUUUUGAAAGCUUGGUUGGUUUUCAGGCCUUCCAUUUGGAAAAAGGAGUUGUCUCUCUUUGUUCCCCUAGAGGGAUCCAGGGAUGAGGCUGCAGUAGCACAUGAGGGUAGUGACCCACCUGGAUCCUUUCCUGUGGGAUGGAGACCCCAAGAGAAGGGUGGGAGGAAGAGAGGGACCGGGAAAUGGCCACCUUCCUGCCAUGCCCAGUGGGCUUAAGAGAAAAGCUGCUUAUUUCCUCCUUAAGGUGUUGAUAUGUUGAACAGUGCAGGAAUCGAGGAUCGUAGAGACAUGUUGUCAGGCUGUUAGCAACAUGUCCAAGAAACGAGGACAGUGACGUGAAAAUAAAGCUCUUUGUUCUUUUC